Peniophora sp. CBMAI 1063 is the source of this 384-nucleotide messenger RNA. The record is from the annotation of a GenBank genome assembly. NCBI's taxonomy places the organism in Eukaryota, Fungi, Basidiomycota, Agaricomycetes, Russulales, Peniophoraceae.
AUGUCUCAGACAUACGCUGCACACUAUCCCGCAACGUCCAGCCAUCGUGCGCCGUCAUACUCCGCUACACAGGCAUCCUCGACGGCACCGCGUCGGAUGUCCGCGAUGUAUUUGGCUGACGAUGACUUCCACGAAGUCAUGCGAGCCCUGCGAGCUGGCAGUCUGCGACCCGACGUCAUCCUCCGUCCCGGGCAGAGUUUGUACGCGCUAGGUCUGGUGGACAGCCUUCUACUUCUCAGUCACGCAUACCUGUACGACGACCACUACGCUUCCAUCCGAUUUGAAGCGAUGACAGUCAAUACACGAUACGGCCCACCGAGUGCGCCGCUCGCUAUGCAUCUCCACUCGUUUGUAUGUGUCCUCCCUAUCCUUGUAUCUGUAUAG